Molecule: messenger RNA, 828 nt
Organism: Daldinia childiae
Lineage: Eukaryota; Fungi; Ascomycota; Sordariomycetes; Xylariales; Hypoxylaceae
Product: putative oxidoreductase DltE
Exons: 2
Coding region: 1-828 (275 amino acids)
Cellular component (GO): membrane
Molecular function (GO): oxidoreductase activity
Source: RefSeq, a predicted model, not a curated record
AUGUCUUCAAGAAUCAACACCAUCCUCAUCAUCGGGGCUACUUCGGGUAUUGGAGAGGCGUUUGCCCGGCGCUUUCACGGUCUAGGCAAAAAAGUCAUUGCUACAGGUCGUAGAAAAGACAGACUCGAUGAGUUAGCUCAAGAGUUACAAGGCCUUGAGACACGCCAGUUCGACAUUGCCGAUUUAACCAACCUUGCAACCAACGUAGAAAGCAUCCUGAAGGACUUCCCCCGUCUAGAUUCUGUCAUAAUCAAUGCCGGGAUCCAAAAAAGCUAUAGCCUUUUUGAUCCAUCAACUUCCAGCCCCGAAGCCAUUAUCAACGAGAUUAAUACAGACCUGACGGCUCCCUCUCUUCUCGUUCGUCUGUUUGCUCCGCACCUCUUUGAGUUGGCAAAGGCAGGAAGCAAAACGAACUUAUUCCUUACUACCUCCGCUUUAGCCUAUGUCCCGCUAAGCUUCUACCCGGCCUAUUGUUCGAGCAAAGCUGGUCUCCACACACUAGCCAAAAUCUUACGACAACAACUGAGUUUCGCUCCGGAAGAGGCUAAGAAGAAUCUGAGUAUAGUUGAAAUUAUUCCACCAUAUGUCGAUACAGGACUCGAUCGCGAGCAUCGCGAAAACCUAAACGUUAUGCAAGGCGGUUCGGAGAAGGCUUAUCCACCUAUGCCACUAGAUGAAUAUAUAAAUAAAUUCUUCGAGAGCUUAGAGCAGCUUGAGCAAGAUGGUUCUUUCAAGAAAGAGAUUGGAGUAGGACUUGGAAAGCUGGCUGAGGAGACUUGGAGGGGUAGCUUUGGAAAGGUAUUUGAGCAGAUGGGCCUCACUGUGUAA